Molecule: messenger RNA, 1262 nt
Organism: Umbelopsis ramanniana AG
Lineage: Eukaryota; Fungi; Mucoromycota; Umbelopsidomycetes; Umbelopsidales; Umbelopsidaceae
Exons: 10
Coding region: 51-1112 (353 amino acids)
Biological process (GO): positive regulation of GTPase activity; endoplasmic reticulum to Golgi vesicle-mediated transport
Cellular component (GO): endoplasmic reticulum membrane
Molecular function (GO): GTPase activator activity
Source: RefSeq, a predicted model, not a curated record
UGUGACCCGAUCUCGGCAAUUUCUUGCAUGAACGAGCUGUAAAUGUGUAAAUGGGUUCUCAACUAUCGAUAGACGGGCACAUGUCACCCACUACCAAAGUUAAUGCCAUUUAUACAGCCAUUCAAGAAAGAGAUCUCCAAACUCUGAAGGAACUUUCCAGAACAGACAACGGUCUUCUAUAUGAUAGGCUUCGUCGAGCAGCAUGGCCACUCUUACUACACACUGACCAUGGAAGCUACUUGGAUGAAAAAGCUGACGAUAAGCAAAUAUUGGACGGUGUACAAAUUGCAAAAGAUAUAGAGAGAUCCCUUUACUAUUACCCUCAAGGAAUGUCUGCACCGUUCAAAGAGCACAAACAAAAGGAAUUACGAGACUUGAUUAUGGAAGUACUGUGGAGGAAUCCAAAGCUGAACUACUAUCAGGGCUUCCAUGACAUAUGCGCAUGUUUUCUGCUAGUUUUAGGGAAAAAGGAUGCCAUACCUGCCGCAGAAAAUGUUGCUUUGUUUUUUUUAAGAUAUGCGAUGUUAGAAACUUUCGAUCCUAUAUCAAAACUUUUGAAUUUGAUGAAUGCUCUAUUGGAUAUGGCUGAUCCGCAGUUGAGAGCCUUUUUAGACCGAUGUAAUAUUCUUCCUUACUACGCUUUAAGUUGGAUUUUGACAUGGUUCAGCCAUGAUCUUGAAGAUUACCACAAGGUCAUUCGCCUGUUCGAUCUUUUUAUCGCCAGUGCUCCCUCUAUGCCAUUAUAUGUUGCCUGUGCAAUUACCUGCCUGCGACGAAAGGAAAUCAUGGCCAUGGAUCCCGAUUUUGUACAUACAGCUGUCACCAAUAUACCACCAGACAUCGAUAUCGAGGCAACCAUUCGGCAAGCAUUAGUGCUAGAAAAGAAGUACCCAAUUUUAAGCGUUCAAAAGCACAGUGGCCAAUGGGUUCAUGAACACUCGGCAGCGAAUACAUUCGAAUCAGAUUGGGCUGCUCUGCAAUAUGACCAAGAACCGAAUCAUGUUAGAGUGGAGCAAUAUCUCGGCAAAGGUAUACCAAAGGAGGAGUGGGAAGACGAAGUGUUAAAAGAAAUAAUGCAGAGAAGGAGAAGCAGCACAACAUCAAAGACAUAAUGACGCCAAUGUACCAACAGCUAUUGAUUUUAUCACCAAAAAUUGUAUCAUAAGUUAUCCGAAGCAUAGGGUGUUGAAGACGAUAUAUUAUAUUUUAUAACAGCAUAAUAAACAUUCUGUCAAAUACAGCCAACUCUUGGCAUUAACGCU